This is a messenger RNA of Dicentrarchus labrax (European seabass), 4796 nucleotides long. RefSeq names its product sodium/potassium/calcium exchanger 1-like. The coding region runs from base 464 to 2872 and encodes 802 amino acids. The transcript has 12 exons. Gene Ontology annotation, molecular function: calcium, potassium:sodium antiporter activity; calcium channel activity. Gene Ontology annotation, biological process: intracellular calcium ion homeostasis; long-term synaptic depression; calcium ion transmembrane transport. Lineage: Eukaryota; Metazoa; Chordata; Actinopteri; Moronidae. Gene Ontology annotation, cellular component: membrane. The record is from RefSeq and is a predicted model, not a curated record.
UCAGAGCCGCCUCCGAGGUUUCCCCUCAAACCGGCGGCUGCGACCAGCACAACAGGUUGAAUGUUGGUGUAUUGAUACAGCGUUAUGUGUGAAAGGGAAGGUGAGAGGUGUUUGGCUCCUAAUCCUCUUAACAGCAUUAUGCUGAGCCUCGUUCAAGCCCUGACAUGCGGUGCGCCCUUGUAGCUCCCCAAAAGCCGGAGUCAGCAUCUCUGCGUCCGUUACGCACAGCUGGAGGGACGGUCCGCAGCGGCGAGGGGUCGAGCAGCCGGCGGUACAGUCCUUCCACAGGUUGAAGCUGCCGGCUGUAAAAGAUGAAACACACUGUGUGUACGUGUGUGUGUCUCUUCCCUGUCAGCGGCGUCUUCUCGCCACGCAUCGGUGCUGGAACUACCAAGGAAUCGCAAUGCAUCUGACAUAACUUCUGGUUGUUGUUUUUUCUUUGGGAGUCGAGACCACGAGGGCAAUGAACGUGCACUCGCCUCCGAGGAAGAGACUCAGGCACAGCCGCGUCCUCUUCUUGAUCUCAGGUGUGCUGCUGUGUUUCAUCUACACGCUGACUCUGAAGGCCAGGCUGUCACAGCCGCGAGCCUCCGCCCAGACGGAUGACGCUCUCCGAGCAGAGGCGGGUGGCGAUGAUGUUGUGGAGGUCAACAUUCGGGAGGUGAUGGCGUCCAAUGAGACGGAGGAAGAGGUCGUCUCACCUGAGAGCACCACACCUCCUCCGGUGAUAAUCGUCAACAGGACAGAUAUCGAACAGUGUAUCUAUGUAGAUCCUAAACCUCCCAAACCUCCUCCAACUCCAUCUCCACCACCGACACCACCGCCGACCACCACACCUACCCCUCGUCCCCCACACCAGCCCCCUCGCAGGAAGGGUGACUAUCCAGAGGACCUCUUCUCAGUGGAGCAGCGACAGCAGGGUUGGGUGGUCCUCCACGUCAUAGGCAUGAUCUACAUGUUUGUGGCCCUUGCCAUCGUCUGCGAUGAGUUCUUCGUUCCUGGGCUGGAGGUCAUCACCAACAAGCUGCAGAUCUCUGACGACGUGGCCGGGGCCACCUUCAUGGCGGCCGGAGGCUCUGCCCCCGAGCUCUUCACCUCCCUGAUCGGCGUCUUCAUCUCCCACAGCAACGUGGGCAUCGGCACCAUCGUGGGCUCGGCCGUCUUCAACAUCCUGUUCGUGAUCGGCAUGUGCGCCAUCUUCUCCCGCGAGAUGCUGCACCUGACCUGGUGGCCGCUCUUCAGGGAUGUGAGCUUCUACAUCCUGGACCUCAUGAUGCUCAUCGUCUUCUUCCUGGACAACACGAUCCUGUGGUGGGAGAGCAUGCUGCUGGUGCUGGGCUACAUCAGCUACGUGAGCUUCAUGAAGUUCAACAGUCAGAUCGAGCAGGCGGUCAAGAGCCAGCUCAACAAGCACAUGAGUAUCGUCAAGGUGUGGACCGCAGAGGAGCCGGAGAAGGAGAGUGAAGCUCCAGCAGCUCCUCCACCUCCUCCUGCCGCUGCUCCUCCUGCACCAAAAGCUGAAGAUAAAUCCAAACAAGAACCUGCACCUCCGAGCAGCCCUCAGUGCAACAAACCGCCAUCGGAUUCACAAGAGGACCGGACGAGACUCCGGGUGCGUCCCGUCCUGCAGCGGGGCGGCAGCUCGGCCUCCCUCCACAACACCUCGCUGAGGAGCACCAUCUUCCAGCUGAUGAUCCACACGCUGGACCCUCUGGGAGAAGAGGCGACACUUAGAGGGGCCGUUAAAACCCCCCGUCUGAGGAAAGCCAGACGAGAGACAUCCUUUAAUGGCGAUGUCAGAGGGGAGGGGUCAGUACAGAGGAAAGCAAAGAACAAAAUAAAGCCUCUGAACGUCCCGGUGUCGGGCAAAUUACAGAGCAAGUCUCGUCACCGGCGCUCUGAAGAUGGCGAUCUGACGCCAAACACUGAGCAGGCCGGUGCUUCUGCCGCUCCCGGUGCACCAGGGGGCGCUGAAGCCGAGCCGUCCACCUCACAGCCUCCAAAGACGGAAGAGACGAGCGAGAAGGCGGCCGAACAGCCAGACGAGUCGAAGGCGGCAGCGGGGGGAUCAGAGGGCGCAGAGGGCGGCGCCAAGGAUGAGAACGGUGAUGAGGGGAGUAGCGACUCCGGUGAGGGUGAAGAUGAUGAUGAUGACGACGACGAUGAUGAUGACGACGACGACGACGACGGCGAUGACAAUGACGAAAACAAGGAGGAAGAGGAAAAGGGGGAAGAAGAAGAAGAGGAGGAGAAUGAGCCGCUGUCUUUAGGGUGGCCUGAAACCAGACGCAAGCAGGCCACAUAUCUGUUGCUGCUGCCCAUCGUGUUCCCGCUGUGGCUUACGCUGCCUGACGUCCGCAACCUGGCUUCCAGGAAGUAUUUUGUCAUGACGUUUAUCGGCUCCAUCCUGUGGAUCGGAGUCUUCUCCUACCUGAUGGUGUGGUGGGCUCAUCAGGUGGGUGAGACUGUGGGCAUCUCAGAGGAAAUCAUGGGCCUGACCAUCCUGGCUGCCGGAACGUCCAUCCCUGACCUGAUCACCAGUGUGAUUGUGGCCCGGAAAGGUCUGGGGGACAUGGCCGUGUCCAGCUCAGUAGGCAGUAACAUCUUCGACAUCACCAUCGGUCUCCCGGUCCCGUGGCUCAUUUACACUCUGUUACACAAUGGCGAGCCGGUAGCCGUCAGCUCCAACGGCCUGUUCUGCGCCAUCGUGCUGCUCUUCCUCAUGCUGCUCUUCGUUAUCAUCUCCAUUGCCGCCUGUCGCUGGAAGAUGAGCCGAAUGUUGGGCCUCACCAUGUUCGCACUGUACUUUGUGUUCCUCGUCCUCAGCGUCAUGCUGGAGGAUCGCAUCCUCACCUGUCCUGUUUCCAUCUGAGCUGUACGGGCCCGAGGCAGAGAGCAAACACCACUGCUGCACAUACUGUACGUAGGAUAUGUUAGUAGAGGAACCAAGCCUGAUGUCAAAAGGCUGACCUGACGCACAGUAGAAACAGGAUAGAAACACCAAACUAAACUAGCAGUGAUGUUAAAGGAAAAAUCCACCCUCAAGAGUCUGAACAUUUUCCAGCAGCUACUUUGUGAAAACUGUCCGGUAACUGAAUUUAAUCUGUGUCCAAAAUCACUCCACAUUUACUACAUAGUGCACUGUACUUACCUUCCACCAUUUUGUAUGUUUCAAUUGCAGUGUUGGGCAGUAAGGAAUAACUAGUAAUAAUAUUACUUUCACCAGUAACUAGUAGUAGCGUUAUGAAUUAGUAAUACAUUUUAGUAAGAAUAUUAGUCACCCCCCCAAAAAAAAGUUAGUUACAACCACUGAACAUCCAUACAGCAUGAUGUUCAUAUAGUAAAUUAUGGUCUAAUUUAGAGUAAAAUAGACAAUAAAGCAGGGUAUGCUUUAGCCGGGGCUACAUUAUUUAUUUUAUAAUUUCAAAUUAUGCAUAAGUGAUUGGACACUUUAAAUGAGGUGGGUGCCGUCACAGGGGUCUGUUUUCAGUAACCAGGCUUCAUUCAGCCCACCUCAGCUCCACCCUCUGCUUAUUUGCAAAUUUUUUAAAUUUAACGGAAGCCGGCAGUCAGGGCUGCCAAGAUGGCGACGACCAGAGCCAACAAAGAGCUUCACAACAACUGACGUCACAGAGACUACAUUGUUAAUGAUAAUGUGACCUGUGACCUGUGACUGCUUAGUUAUCUAUUAUCAAAAACAGUACAAACACUACAUCACCACCAGGUCUGCAACUUACUGUCUAAUUUCCUCAAUUAAUCGAUUAUUUGUUUGUCCAGAAAAUGUUGAUCACUGUCACCGAAUGUGACGUCUUCAAAUGUCUUAAUUUGUCUUUAACCAAAAGAUAUUCAGUUUGCUGUCAUAGAGGAAAAAAUAAACAAAAAAUAUUCACAUUUUAAUGCUGAAAUCAGAAUUUGGACAUUUUCUUUUUAUUAACUAAUUAUCAAAGUAGUUAGUGAUAUAUUUAAUAGUUAAACUAAUCAGAAUCUGGUUUAUUGCAAAGUAGGUUUACACAUACAAGGAAUUUGCCUUGGUAAGUUGGUGCACAACAGUUAAACAUAGAAACAUACAAAUAGAGACGAUAUAUAUACAAAUAGAAAAAGAGAGACAAUAUGUGCAAUAUGGCCGAAUGCUUAAAUAAAUGAGUGAAGAGCUGUACAGGAAUCUGCAAGUUAGCAGUGUGACGUAUGUUUGCAAUGUGCAAAGAUAGAUUAAUCAUUGAAUAGGCCAAUUGUUGCAGCUCUAAUCACCACUGACUGUUUUAGUUGAGCGUGUAAGUGUUUUGGGGUGGAGUUUUCCUUUUUAACACUGUGAGCGUAAUGCUUCUGAAACCUGAGGUGACUUUAAUAGGUAAAUUAUUAAAUACUUUAUGUCCAUUACAGCAGUGGAGGUUCAGAUUUCACUGUGCAGCAAAACCACUGGAUGCAACUUCAGUUUUAUAUGUUCACUAUUUUCUCAACUGUAUUCCUAAAACUCUGUUCUGUAUUCAACCAAACUAGUGUUUGUUAGAAUGUUCUUCUGGUUUUUUUUUUUUUUUUGUGAACAAAAUAUUUCAUUUUGUCAACAUAACUGUGGUGGAGAGAAACAGUGGUUGUUUGUGUGUCAGGUAAAUGUGUAUCAGACUGUGUUAUUAGCUGUGAGAAAAAAACCUGAGAGGUGUCCCGUUGUCAGAUGUUACCGUCUUGUUAAAUGCUCUUGUUGGAUUGAAGUGGAUGCAAACAUGUAUUAUUGAUAGGAAAACUAUCAAUAUUUCAAAUUAAAAUUCCAUGCUGCAAUAAAUUAUUUUUUUAACAGUGAA